GCUGCUACUUCAUCUGCAGUUGACCUUUGGGUCGGGGAAUAGAGAGAUUGAAGUGAAUCAUUGAACUUUGCCUCUGAAUAUCUUUGAUUUUACUUUUACUUAGUGUUUGUUGUUUGGUCAAAGAUUUUUCAUUCCCGUUGUUUCUUUCAUGGAUUCCUAGAUUUCUCUAUCUACUCCUGAAUACAAAAGUUUUUUGAAGUGAAGUUCAGUGGUCAAGUAAAGAACUUUUGAGUCUCAGCAUUGAGAAAAGAAGAUGGAAACUGGCAAAAACCUGCCACCAGAAAUGAAAGGUUCAGAUGCUAUGAUCAUACUUCAAAUCUCAAGUACUACUCAAGAAUCCAAGAAUCGCCACCAGGUAAAUUCUUCUUCAAAUCUUGAAUUAGCAGAGCUUGAUAAUAGUAGUCUUAAAUGCAGAGUUCAAACACCUGCAUUUGCUAACUCUCCUUCCACGGAGAUAGCAAUGCUAACUCCUUCUAAAGGGUCUCCAGUUUCAAGAAAACCACCAUUUAGCUCUCAAAUCCCAAAGCCCUAUGAUGCUACUUCACCGGUGGUUAAUUUUAGAUCAGAGCCAGCUACUCCGAGAUCCCCAUUGCUUGCGUCCCCUGUAGCUGAUGACGACGAUGAUGAUGAUGAGGUGUAUAAGACUUUAGGUACCCAAAAGUGCAAAUAUUUGGGCAUGAAGUGGAAAGGGAAGCUAAUAUGUAUCGAGUUAGUUGCAUCUGUGUGCAAUUUUGGAGUUCUGAUUUCCAGCUUGACAGUUGAUAGAUUGCACAAUUUUCAGAUUUGGGAUUUGCCAAUAUGGAAAUGGUGUGUGCUAAUAUUGUCUAUUUUCUGUGGUAGAUUGCUUGCUGAGUGUUUCAUGUGUAUUUUGGUACUCUUGAUUCAAAGGAAAGUGUUGCUUAAAAAGGACAUACUUUAUUAUGCAUAUGGAUUGAAGAAAAGUGUACAGACCUUUAUUUGGUUAAGCUUGGUUCUUCUGGUCUGGGGUUUGUUGAUUCUUCGAGGAGUGAAGCGGUCUAGGCACACUACCAAGAUUCUAAAUUAUGUUACUCGUUUUUUGGCUGCUUGUCUUGUUGGGAUUGCUAUAUGGGUGCUGAAAACUUUCUUUGUUAAGUUACUUGCUGCUUCUUUUUACAUCAGUAAAUUCUUUGACAGAAUUCAACAAUCAAUCUCGCAUCAGUACGUUUUUAAUGCUAUUUUUGCACCACGACUGCUUAGUACUCUUUCAGGACCUCCUCUUUUAGAGAUAGCUGAAAUGGUAGGUAGGACCGGAACAAUGUCUGACCGUUUGAAUUUUACAAUAGAAGAAGCCAUUGAUGUAAAUAAGAUUAAGAAAAUGAAGCACGGCAAGGUUUCUGCCUGGACCAUGCAAGGGUUGAUUAAUGUGAUCACCAAUACAAGGUUGUCUGUUCUCUCCAACACGCUAGACGAGAUAUAUGGUGAGCAGGAGAUUAAUAGUGAAUGGGAGGCCAAAGCCGCUGCAUAUAGGAUUUUCAGAAAUAUAGCACCACCCGGUAGCAAGUACAUUGAUGAAGAAGAUCUCUUGCGCUUCAUGAUAAAGGAGGAGGUAGACCUGCUCUUUUCAGUGAUUGAAGAUGCAGAAACCAGAAGGAUCAAAAGAUCAGCUUUACGAAAUUGGCUGGUAAAUAUUUACAGAGACCGUAAAUCGCUGGUGAAGUCCUUAAAGGGUAGCAUGGCAGCUAUUGAGAACUUGAAUAGGCUUGCUUCCUUAGUAAUGCUUGUAGUGAUCAUAAUUGUGUGGUUACUUGUGAUGGGAUUCUUAACAUUUCAAGUACUUGUUGUCAUAUUAUCUCAAUUUAUACUUGUAAGUUUCAUGUUUGGCAAUACAGCCAAAUCAGUUUUCGAAGCUGUCAUUUUUGUGUUUGUGAUCCACCCAUUUGAUGUUGGCAAUCAGUGCAACAUUGAUGGUGAGCAGAUGAUUGUGGAUGAGAUUAACAUAUUGACUACAGUAUUCGUAAAGCAGGAUGGCAAGAAAGUUUACUAUCCAAAUUCAGUUUUGAUUAGCAAACCCAUCACCAAUUUCUAUGGAAGUCUAGAAAUUCGGGAUGCUGUGGAGUUUGAUGUUUCUACUUCUACAGAGACUGUUCAGGCUCUGAAAGAAAAAGUGAAAGAGUAUUUGGAAAACAAUUAUAAGUACUGGCAUCCUGAGCACACAAUUCAAAUUAAAAGGAUAGAGGACGAGCACAAGAUGAGUAUGGUUCUCUAUGUUGAUCACAAAAUAGACAUUCACAACAGUGGGGAAAAAAACAAGCGGAGAUCUAAGCUAGUUGAAGACCUGAGGAGAAUUUUUGAAGAUCUUGGUAUUAAAUGUCAUCUUCUGCUUUAAGGACUUCACCUAUGUUUGUCAGCAACUUGAACAGUCCCAUCUUCUUCAUCUAUGUUGUUGUUCUUCUGUGGAAGUUUCCUGUUCCUCAUUGCAAUGCAAGUAUGUUCAUUGUUCUUGUUUCA
Molecule: messenger RNA, 2469 nt
Organism: Ricinus communis (castor bean)
Lineage: Eukaryota; Viridiplantae; Streptophyta; Magnoliopsida; Malpighiales; Euphorbiaceae
Product: mechanosensitive ion channel protein 10-like
Exons: 6
Coding region: 254-2347 (697 amino acids)
Biological process (GO): detection of mechanical stimulus; transmembrane transport; monoatomic anion transport
Cellular component (GO): plasma membrane
Molecular function (GO): mechanosensitive monoatomic ion channel activity
Source: RefSeq, a predicted model, not a curated record